Molecule: messenger RNA, 486 nt
Organism: Epithele typhae
Lineage: Eukaryota; Fungi; Basidiomycota; Agaricomycetes; Polyporales; Epitheliaceae
Exons: 8
Coding region: 1-486 (161 amino acids)
Source: RefSeq, a predicted model, not a curated record
AUGGUCCCACCAGGAGACGAUGUCUCCUUCGAGGAGCUGCCAUCUCCUCUGAGACCCUGGCGGAAAACUGAUUCGGUGAUCGACCUGCUCAUCAAGUACGCGGUCACGACUGGUCUGGUGUUGUGCUUUGCCGUCGGCACAGCCAUCAUCAUCGCGUUCACCCUACCAGACACCAUGAUAUGGCUCGUGGGAGACGUCGUCAUAAGCAAACUCAAUGCUUGUGUGUUCCUCGUCACGCUGAACGCCCGGCGUACGCUCUUGGCCGAAUUCGACCACGCGGCGGACACUGCGCUGGGAGGCGGACCCCGCUUCGCGAGAUCAAUCGUGUUCCAAACGGUGACCAGUCGUCCCGAGGCCAUGGCCGUGGAGCGCUCCAUGGAAGGCGCACACAUAGAGCUUAGGUCGAUGCGUGCCGGUACUGCAGUCGUCGUGGGUUCAACGGUCCACAGCUCGGAUGUUACAUUCGGAGGGGACGGCAAGGUGUGA